This is a messenger RNA of Parathielavia appendiculata, 814 nucleotides long. RefSeq lists its product as uncharacterized. The coding region runs from base 149 to 727 and encodes 192 amino acids. The transcript has a single exon. NCBI's taxonomy places the organism in Eukaryota, Fungi, Ascomycota, Sordariomycetes, Sordariales, Chaetomiaceae. The record is from RefSeq and is a predicted model, not a curated record.
CAAGCCGUGGAAGACUCUUACGCCCACGCGAGGGGACCGCUCAUCAGAAUGCGGAGCUUUGGCCGGUGACUUGCAUAGGCGCACUUCUGGCCCGUCCCUGCCAAUGUGAUGUUGCCAUGAUGGUGGGCGACUCCCGCUGACCAGCCUGAUGGAACAUGAAACAGUGAAAAUUCAUCAGGGACGACUUCCACCAAGAAACGUGAGAGGUGUCCAUUUUGGGCCAAUUCCACCGGCACACCGCUCUUUAUCAGCCGACAGCAUGUUUUCUGUUGCGACGUGUGGACGGGAUGCGUGGCUUGAUUGGUGGCUUGAGGAAGUGGGAGAGAUGGGAUUUGAUGGCGUCCUCAUUUCGGCUCCGCUGCGGCAGUUGCGGAUCGGAGGACGGCUGGACCCCGCUGUGGUAGUGUACGGACUCAAAUCGAGGAGAUGUUGCUCGCUCAUCAAUCUCAUCAGUGAGGGCCGUGUGGUGUCGAGGAGCCGAGAAAAUCAUUGGCUGGGAGUGUGUUUUAACGAUUGGAAACCUCCACUGGGCUGUACCUUGUUGCGAUUGUCUGACCCGAGAUGCAGGUUUGGGGGCUUGGAAACAGUCCCGAUAUCACGCGCGGUGUCUUUCGAAAGGCAUGUCCUCAUAUCUCUGCGGGUUCCUGCAUGCGCAUCAAACCUCAUCAAUCAGGAGAGGUACCCUUUUGGCUGUAAUGAGCCUCCCAACUCUUCCACUGCACAUUGAGAAAAUCCCCAAGAUGGCUCAUGACUGCAACCCCUCCCUGCAUGACACGAUCGUUAAGGUCGUGGGGGCGACUUCCCCAGAGUGGCC